AUGGCAACUAGCAGCUGGAAUUCGGUCACUCUCGGAGCAGCAUUGCUGCUGAGCAUUCUUUCCACGGCAGCAGCAUCCUUUGGCGCUCGUCGUCCACCACCGCUCGCGUUGUUAGAGGCCCAAGCAGUUUGCGUAAAGUACCUGGGCAUCUGUGAGGAUCGGCUGGUGCAGUACAACAACAGCGUGUAUCCGACCGAUCGAGAUACGAUGUGUAUGGUGCGUUGUGCGGGACUGAUUGUCGGCUUCUGGGAUGACACGCAUGGAUUGAAGCUGGAGGGUUUGAACAGCUUGUUCCCGGAUCUGGCAGCCGACAGUGGUGCUCAGCAUCAGAUUAUGAGCUGCGCUGAACAGCGAUCGGCAAGCUGUCCACCAGAGGAUGCCUGUGCCAGAGCGUACCACGGAUUCCGUUGCUUUCUGCAGGCCAACCAGGUCGGGUUUGGCGUGAAGGACUCUUCUCAACCACAAGCGAUGGUGUCUCCUUCGCAGCCAUUUAGCGGGAUGGAGUUCAUGAGUGCGGUUACUGCGUGUACGAAAAUACUGCGAAUACCGCCCAAGCUCGAGGAGCUGUACAGGAAAGGUGUCUUUCCAAACGACGCCCACACGCGCUGCCUCAUCCGAUGCGUGGGCAUACGGACCGAGCUGUACGACGACAAGCAGGGUCCGAACUUGGCCCGAUUGUAUGGGCUCUUUGGAGGCGGCCAAACGGAAGUCGAUUUCCGUCGGCGUGCCAACGUCUGCAUGGACGCCAAUCGGCCACUUUCAGAGGCGCAAGACAAGUGCGCCCAGGCCUACUACAAAUUGUACCUGUGCUUUAGAGACGGUUUUGGUGCGUUCACCCGCGCGAACUGCAACGCCAUGUAG
Messenger RNA from Anopheles nili, 861 nucleotides. RefSeq names its product general odorant-binding protein 45-like. The coding region runs from base 1 to 861 and encodes 286 amino acids. Gene Ontology annotation, molecular function: odorant binding. The transcript has a single exon. Gene Ontology annotation, biological process: sensory perception of smell. The record is from RefSeq and is a predicted model, not a curated record. Lineage: Eukaryota; Metazoa; Arthropoda; Insecta; Diptera; Culicidae.